Fomitopsis serialis is the source of this 1177-nucleotide messenger RNA. RefSeq lists its product as uncharacterized. Bases 345 to 974 code for a protein of 209 amino acids. The transcript is spliced from 2 exons. Lineage: Eukaryota; Fungi; Basidiomycota; Agaricomycetes; Polyporales; Fomitopsidaceae. The record is from RefSeq and is a predicted model, not a curated record.
GAGCCUCUCCUUCCACGCCAAAUUGACUUCACAGCACAUCCGCGAUCACGUCCGUCCACGCUCGUCUUCGUCAGCCGCGGCGGUCCGGUCUCGAGCACCUGUGCCAGUGGCCCGUCGUGCGUCACGGUGCUAUCCACAGCGAAGUGUCUUCCUAUGCCGUGCAACCCUUUCACUCACGCAGAUCCAAGACCGACAUCAGUAAGCUUUCGGCCCACGUUCACGGGUAGAGGUCGCCCAGUCACCGUGUACACCUCGCUCUCCCGUUCCUCGGAGGUCGAUCGCACUGUAUCACUCUUCGAGCUCAGGUUCAUCCGACGCGCGCAUUCUUACGUAUCUCAUGUCCCAUGGACGCACGCAAGUGCCCCCGCGCGCCAUCUCUUCAGUCAGCAGCCCGGUCUGGACGAGGCUGGCUGCGUCGCGCACCGCGAAGGGGCCUGCAUAUGCCGUACGACCUCUCCUCGCGAACCUACCGCAGAUCCCCCGAGCGCGCACCGAUUGGUCGGUGCCCAAUUGUGCCACAGCAGCGGUCCGCCUGGCGCCGUCGUAUCGGGCGAUCGAGUGCGGGGUACAUCGACUGGAGGGAUCAGAAGGCCUCGCCGCCUGCGCACCGCCAGGCUGCUGGCCCUCGGGCCGUCGGCAUCCCCGCGUUCUCAGCGAAUUUGAGGGCAUGCAUGUGCUUCGACAAUUAUGCAGGAUAUCAGAUACGGGCCUUCCGGAAUCCGGGGAUCAUGCGCGCGCCGUGCUGUGGGACUCCUGCCAGGAGGACGGGGACUGGUAUGACGCACUCGUAUACUGACUUAUCUGCAGUUCUCAGAGCCCGAGUUCGUCUGUGCUCGAUCGGCACGGCCAUGCCUCCCAUUCGCCUCUAUUCGGUAUCGAAAUCCGUCGCAAGCUGUGGCGGAGUGCGAAGGUUACCCCCGGUGCUGAUAGGCCACAUACUCAGGCUGAGCCCAGCUGAGCCUGGCCAUGGUUAGUGGCUUCUUGUCGCGCGUAUCCUCGCGCCUAUCGAGGCUAUCGAGGGAUCAGCGAAUGAUAGCGUGCGACAUACACGAUCUAGCUUGGUCCAAUACACACGCCGCUGUGUGCUGACUGCAGAUGACUAGCGCAGAUGAGUCUUGGCCUCGUGCUACCGACGUCCAGAGCUGCGUACCGCUGGCAGGAGCGAAUGGGAGUGAGC